GACCAUCUGGCCUUGGCUUCAAGUUGUUCGGUAAUGAAGUACCGGCGUGACCUUAUGUUAUUUCUCCCAAUAACGACCAGAAAGUCGCCCAUAGGUCUGGCUGGGAAGCGACAGAUCGAUACGGUCUUGGCAAAUAUCUUCAUAUUGUCCAUCUGGAACGGGUUCCACAAGAAGACACUUGAUCCUCGCAUUCCAAGAGAGGGUUACAGGGCAUCGAGUGUUCCGUACAGCUUUUAUAUAUCGCUCUGUCCCUUCAAGCAUAUUCGCAUGAGUCUGUAGAAGGACGUUUUGCCGUGCUCUUCACGACGAUGAAUGAUAAUUAUUGUUCCUCUGCUCAUUCUUAUUGUUUUGCAUUUGGCACCGAAUUUGCAUGGGAUC
Messenger RNA from Somion occarium, 378 nucleotides. The record is from the annotation of a GenBank genome assembly. NCBI's taxonomy places the organism in Eukaryota, Fungi, Basidiomycota, Agaricomycetes, Polyporales, Cerrenaceae.